Messenger RNA from Acanthosepion pharaonis, 1032 nucleotides. The record is from the annotation of a GenBank genome assembly. Lineage: Eukaryota; Metazoa; Mollusca; Cephalopoda; Sepiida; Sepiidae.
AUGGUUCCUUCUUUCUCACUUUCUUUCUUGCCUUCUUUCUUUCAUUCUUUCUUUCAUUCUUUCUUUCCUUCUCUCUUGCCUUUUUCUCUCUUUCUUUUUUUCUUCUUUCUUUUCUUCUUUUUUGCCUUCUUUCUUUCCUUCUUUCUUGCCUUCAUUCUACCUUUUUUUCUUGCCUUCUUUCUCUCCUUCUUUGUUUCCUUUCUCUCUUUCUUUCUUGCCUUGAUUCUUCUUUCUUUCUUGCCCUCUUUCUCUCUGCCUUUCUUUCCUUAUUUCUUUCCUUUCUCUCCUCCUUUCUCUCCUCCUUUCUCUCCUUCUUUCUUUCCUUAUUUUUUCCUUCUCUCUUGCCUUUUUCUUUCCUUUUUCCUUCUUUCUUUCAUUCUUUCUUGCCUUCUUUCUUUCCUUAUUUCUUUCCUUAUCUCUUGCCUUUUUUCUCUCUUUCUUUUUUUUUCCUCCUUUCUUUUCUUCUUUCUUUCCUUUUUUUCCUUCUCUCUUGCCUUCUUUCUUGCUUUGAUUCUUCCUUCUUUCUUGCCCUUUUUCUCUCUUCCUUUCUUUCCUUCUUUAUUCCCUUUCUCUCCUUCUUUCUUGCCUUCUUUCUCACCUUCUUCUUUCCUUCUCUCUUGCUUUUUCCUUCUUUUUUCCUUUUUUCUUUCCUUCUUUCUUGAUUUCUUUCUUUCCUUCUUUCUUGCCUUCUUUCUUCCUUUCUUUCUUGCCUUCUUUCUCUCCUUCUUUCUUUCCUUCUUUAUUCUCUUCUUUCUUGUCUUCAUUCUUCCUUUAUUUUCUUGCCUUCUUUCUUCACCUUCUUUCUUUCUUCUGAAAGCCUCUAAUAUUCGUUUUCUUUAUUUCUCUUUCUCUCUUCGAGCGUUUCUUCCACUGAUAGAUCUCCUUCCCCCUUUUCUCUCUCUUUUUAUCUUUAUCUUGAUUCCUGUCUUUAUACUCUGUCCAUUUUACCGAUUCUUCCUUGUUCCGUUAAUUGACAUGUAUUUUCUUUUCUUUCUCUUUUCCAAUUCGACAUAUUCCAAUCGCGAUGUCUAG